AUGUUACAUAACACAAGAGCACUGGGCCAGAACUGGUAUUGUUGCCACUUGUGAAGCCCAACAGCCUGAGCCGUUGGUAGUGGAUGCUGCUUGUUCAGUUUCCUUUAUCUCCAUUGAAACUUUCGCAAGCAUUUUCAGCGCUUUCAACUCUCAUUCCAGACUAUAUUUUCUGUGAGUCCUGAUCAAGUGAUACAAAUGCGCUGCAAUGGUGACAUAAACUAUCGACUGAGACUGGAAAAGUAGCUGAACACCAUCUUUUCUUCUUUUUUAUGGUGCUUCUAUUGGAACAGUCUGAGGAAAGCAUAUACAGCAUGAGUUUUAUCAUGAAGCUUCACAGACACUUUCAAAGGACCGUUAUUCUGCUUGCCACAUUUUGUAUGGUGAGCAUUAUUAUUUCUGCAUAUUACCUGUACAGUGGCUACAAACAGGAAAAUGAACCCUCUGAGCUAAUGUCAGAAGUAGACUGUGGGGACUUCCAGCACCCACCAUACAGGCUCAUGGAAGUCAAGACAAUGAAGCUUUCUGAUGCCCCGAAGACAGACCCCACAGUCCUGGUGUUUGUGGAGAGCCAAUACUCAUCACUUGGUCAAGACAUAAUUAUGAUUCUAGAAUCCAGUAGAUUCCAGUAUCACAUUGAAAUUGCUCCUGGAAAGGGGGAUCUCCCAGCACUUAUAGAAAAAGCGAAAGGCAAAUAUAUUCUCGUUAUUUAUGAGAAUAUAUUAAAGUAUAUAAACAUGGACUCUUGGAACCGAAGCCUGUUAGAUAAAUACUGUGUGGAAUAUGGUGUGGGUGUCAUUGGAUUCCACAAAACUAGUGAGAAGAGCUCACAGAGCUUUCAGUUAAAAGGUUUCCCUUUUUCCAUAUACGGAAAUCUUGCAGUAAAAGAUUGUUGUAUUAAUCCUCAUUCUCCAUUGCUUCGUGUGACCAAAUCUUCCAAACUUGAAAAAGGUUCUUUACCUGGAACUGACUGGACAGUGUUCCAGAUUAAUCACUCAGCCUACCAACCGGUAAUAUUUGCCAAAGUAAAGACCCCAGAAAACCUUUCUCCUCCUAUCUCUAAAGGUGCUUUUUAUGCCACUGUCAUACAUGACUUGGGACUUCAUGAUGGAAUUCAAAGAGUUUUUUUUGGCAACAACUUGAACUUUUGGUUGCACAAGCUCAUCUUCAUAGAUGCUGUCUCCUUCUUGUCAGGAAACAGGCUGACACUGUCCUUGGACAGGUAUAUUCUUGUGGAUAUUGAUGAUAUUUUUGUGGGAAAGGAGGGGACAAGAAUGAACACCAAUGACGUUAAGGCCCUGCUUGACACUCAGAAUCUUUUGCGUGCACAAAUCACAAAUUUUACGUUCAACCUUGGAUUUUCAGGAAAAUUUUACCAUACAGGAACUGAAGAAGAAGAUGAAGGGGAUGACCAUCUUCUGGGGUCUGUGGAUGAGUUUUGGUGGUUUCCUCAUAUGUGGAGCCAUAUGCAACCCCACCUCUUCCAUAAUGAGUCAUCUUUGGUGGAGCAAAUGAUUCUCAACAAAAAAUUUGCCUUAGAGCAUGGCAUUCCUACGGACAUGGGCUAUGCGGUGGCCCCUCACCACUCGGGAGUCUACCCUGUACACGUUCAGCUUUAUGAAGCCUGGAAGAAGGUUUGGAAUAUUAGAAUCACCAGCACUGAGGAAUAUCCACAUCUGAAACCAGCUCGAUAUCGGAGGGGCUUCAUCCACAAAAACAUCAUGGUUCUUCCAAGACAAACCUGUGGGCUUUUCACUCACACUAUAUUCUACAAAGAAUAUCCAGGAGGGCCUAAAGAGCUGGACAAGAGUAUUCAAGGAGGUGAACUUUUCUUCACUGUGGUUCUCAACCCAAUCAGCAUUUUCAUGACACAUCUGUCCAAUUAUGGGAAUGACCGGCUGGGACUAUAUACCUUUGUUAAUCUGGCCAACUUCAUGCAGACCUGGACGAACCUGCGACUUCAGACUCUGCCUCCAGCGCAGCUGGCUCACAAGUAUUUUGAGCUCUUUCCCGAUCAAAAAGACCCUCUCUGGCAGAAUCCUUGUGAUGACAAACGCCACAGAGACAUUUGGUCUAAAGAAAAAACCUGUGAUCGUUUACCAAAAUUCUUGGUAAUAGGACCCCAGAAAACUGGAACCACUGCUUUGUAUUUGUUCCUGGUUAUGCAUCCUUCCAUCUUUAGUAACUCCCCCAGCCCAAAAACCUUUGAGGAGGUACAGUUCUUUAAUAGAAAUAACUACCACAGGGGGAUUGAUUGGUAUAUGGAUUUCUUCCCAGUCCCAUCUAAUGUCACCACUGACUUUCUGUUUGAAAAGAGUGCCAAUUACUUCCACUCAGAGGAAGCUCCUAAAAGAGCAGCUUCUCUGGUCCCGAAAGCAAAGAUCAUUACCAUCCUCAUUGACCCCUCAGACCGAGCAUAUUCCUGGUAUCAGCAUCAGCGAUCGCAUGAAGACCCUGCAGCUCUGAAGUUCAGCUUUUACGAAGUGAUCUCAGCUGGUCCCCGUGCACCCUCCGAGCUUAGAGCCUUGCAGAAGAGAUGUUUGAUCCCAGGGUGGUAUGCCAGCCACAUCGAGAGAUGGCUUGUUUAUUUCCCUCCCUUUCAGUUGCUAAUUAUUGAUGGGCAACAGCUAAGGAUGGAUCCUGCUACAGUGAUGGAUGAAGUACAGAAAUUUCUAGGAGUCUCUCCUCAUUAUAAUUACUCAGAAGCUUUAACGUUUGAUUCUCAUAAAGGCUUCUGGUGUCAGUUAUUGGAAGAAGGUAAAACAAAAUGCCUUGGAAAAAGCAAAGGAAGAAAAUACCCUCCAAUGGAUCCUGAUAGCAGAGCAUUUCUAUCAAGCUACUACAGAGAUCACAACGUGGAACUCUCAAAGCUACUGCACACUGGGGCAGCCUCUGCCAUCCUGGCUCAGACAGGAGCUGCAGAAAGUGAGAUAGCACUGAGAAAACUCCUUGAGAAUCCAUCUUCUAUGUGACAUUCACCUUUCCCAAAGCUUCCAGAAGCUACCAAAAGGCUGUUUAAAAAUAUACCUCUUCAAAUGAGAAAAAAGAACAAAGUUCCUUCCAUGUGCUGGCAUGUGGAUGAUUGGGGGGGGG
This is a messenger RNA of Herpailurus yagouaroundi (jaguarundi), 3090 nucleotides long. Its product is annotated as bifunctional heparan sulfate N-deacetylase/N-sulfotransferase 3-like. Lineage: Eukaryota; Metazoa; Chordata; Mammalia; Carnivora; Felidae. Gene Ontology annotation, molecular function: hydrolase activity; heparan sulfate N-sulfotransferase activity; deacetylase activity. The record is from RefSeq and is a predicted model, not a curated record. Gene Ontology annotation, cellular component: Golgi apparatus.